Messenger RNA from Trichomonas vaginalis G3, 1080 nucleotides. RefSeq lists its product as uncharacterized. The annotation marks the transcript as partial. The record is from RefSeq and is a predicted model, not a curated record. Lineage: Eukaryota; Parabasalia; Trichomonadida; Trichomonadidae. The transcript has a single exon.
AUGGACAGAAAGUCUGCUAGAAUAAAAGCAGAGUUACAAAGAUAUGGUUGGAGAGUUUCGAAGAAGUUUAAAUAUAAGAAAGGAAAACCCAUAAAAGUCUAUGACAAACUGGCUGGUCUGACCUACGAAUUAGAUUUGGAAACAGCACGUGCCAAUUAUCCAAACAGACUAGAGAGGUUAGAAGAAGAACGUCUUAUGGACAUGCCUUUCGAUGUUAGUGAACCUCAAGUUGAAGGACACGACGGCUUUGCCAGAUUCUACUGGAAACAUGACGAACAAUUGCAUCCUUUGAGAAGGAAAAAAGGAAAAGGUGAAGACGCACAUGCUCCCAUGGAAAGAACAAGAUAUGCAUAUGAAAAGUAUCGUGAAGUUAGAAGUCAAAUUACAUCUGGUCGAACCUUUACAGUAAACUUUGACGAAGGAAAGAACAAAGAAGGCUUCAUGGGAGUACUUGCUGCAAUUCAAGACGGAAAUAAGAAAGGACACAAUCUCAGAUUGACCAUAACAGAUUUGGAUGGUCACAUUUACUAUGCACAUGGCAAUGAACAAACAGCCGCAAAACUUCUUGACGCUUUCAAGACUACAAAGAGAGAACAAAUGGUUGACUCCGACUCAGACAUUUUGAAUGCAAUUGAAGGAAUUGCAAGUGUCAAGUUCGAAUGGUACCAACCUAACCCUCAAGCAGUCAGACAACAUGCUGGAUACUUCCCGUUCAUAAAUAAGUCUGACAUUGACUUGACAAGGUAUGGAAUUUACAAUUCAAUUGAAACAAUUGUCAACGAACCUUGCAUUCUUACAUGUCUCAGGAACUCUGGUCUUGUUACAGAUGAGAAGAUGAAGUAUCUUGAGUCAUGUGUGAAGACAAGGUACAUUCUCAGAGGUCAAUUGGCAAAAAUUGCACCGUUGGCAAAUGUCAAUAUCCGAGUCAACAUACCUACAGCUAAAGGUUCUUCACAUGACGACUAUGUUGUUGACAAAGACUUACCAUGGUUGAAGAUUGUAAUUGUCCACAACCACUUCAUGUUGAACGAAAGUCUUACAAACCCAUUCUUUGGUAAAAGUAAGUGCAACAUUGUCAGA